Salvelinus fontinalis (brook trout) is the source of this 1703-nucleotide messenger RNA. RefSeq names its product putative nuclease HARBI1. The record is from RefSeq and is a predicted model, not a curated record. The transcript has 4 exons. The coding region runs from base 15 to 1046 and encodes 343 amino acids. NCBI's taxonomy places the organism in Eukaryota, Metazoa, Chordata, Actinopteri, Salmoniformes, Salmonidae.
UUUCUGCUCUGACAAUGGCAUGCCCAUUCGUGCGAGAUGUGGUGGAUGAAGAAGCACUUGUGCUGAGGAGAGCCUUCAGGCGAGAAAGGGUCUUCAGGGACCGGUUGGACCCACUGGCCUUCCCUGAUGACCAUCUAUAUGAAAGAUACAGGUUUUCUGCAGAUGGCAUCAGGUAUCUAUGCAGACUACUGGGUCCCAGGAUUAAGCACCGCACUGCACGGAGCCAUGCACUGAGUGUGGAGCAAAUGGUUUGUGUGGCCUUGCGCUUUUUUGCUAGUGGAGCCUUCCUGUACUCAGUGGGGGAUGCAGAACAGCUGAACAAGGCCACAAUUUGCCGCACAAUAAGGAGUGUGUGUCUGGCUAUCAAAGCAUUAGCAGAUGUCUUCAUCUCCUUCCCUGGCCACAGAAGACUCUGUGACAUCAAAGAGGAGUUCUAUAGGAUUGCAGGUUUCCCCAAUGUCAUUGGUGCAGUGGACUGCACACACAUAAGGAUAAAUGCCCCCUCAGGUGCCCAUGAGGCCGAUUUUGUGAAUAGGAAAUCCUUUCACAGCAUUAAUGUUCAGAUGGUCUGCAAUGCUGACUGUGUGAUCAGCAAUGUUGUGGCAAAAUGGCCUGGCUCAGUCCAUGACUCCAGAAUCUUUCGGGCCUCUGAAAUCUAUCAGUGCCUAUCACAAGGUGAAUUCUCUGGUGUGUUGCUGGGAGACAGGGGGUAUGGCUGCCAGCCUUUUCUCCUGACACCUUUCACAGACCCCCAGGAAGCACAGCAGGCCUACAACCAUGCCCAUGCCAGGACCAGGGCCAGAGUUGAAAUGACCUUUGGCCUCCUGAAGGCACGCUUUCACUGCCUUCACAAAUUAAGGGUCAGCCCUGUUAGGACAUGUGAUAUUACUGUGGCUUGUGCUGUCUUCCACAAUGUGGCCUGCCUGAGGAAGGAGAGGGCCCCCAGAGUGCCACCAGCCAUGGACUGGGACAAUCCGGCAAUCUUCCCUGAUGACGACAGUGGUCGGCUGCUGAGGGACCAAUAUGUGUUGAAUUAUUUUAGUUAGUAUGUGUGCUUUCAAUUUUGGUUAAAUAUGUCCUGCGGUGGCAGAGGAAUUUGGGUUUUUUUGGGUUCGUUUUUUUACGAAUUUGGCCUCUUAUGAUGUUUGUGCGGGGUACUGUGUGUAAUACAAGGCUGCAGGGAGGCUACUGCAUCCAUUCAUUUGUCUGUUCAGUUGAUGUGUAUGGAUUUGUCCUGCAUUUAUUUUAGUGUGCAGACAUGCAGGGUGUGUUAUAUACAGACCUUUGAAUGUGUAUGUAUCAUUUUGUAUAAUAUGCUUGGAUUCUGUGCUUUCCAUCUUGUAGAGUCACUGUGACUUCAGUUUCGAAAGGAGCUGAUGGUUUACCUGCUUUGUUUUGUCCUUAUUCAAUAAAGGAACAUAAUGUUACACAUUGUGUUUUUAUAUUCAUAUGGAAUGUGUAUUUGUUUAUAUGACAGAGUACUAGGGCCACACUGAAGAAAAAGGAUAAAGUCAUACAUUUAUGAGGCUGGUUCUUUCUGCAGAAAAGCUACAUAUUGUUUUUACAGUUUUGAUACUUAUGACAAUGUGAUACUUAAUAUUCUGGCACAUCAGCAUGUCUUUGUUUAUGAAACCAUACUGAAGUACAAUUUCACGAAAUGCCCCACAUCUGUCAUUUUAACAACUGUCCUCCUUUAAAACAAC